Messenger RNA from Miscanthus lutarioriparius, 522 nucleotides. NCBI's taxonomy places the organism in Eukaryota, Viridiplantae, Streptophyta, Magnoliopsida, Poales, Poaceae. The record is from the annotation of a GenBank genome assembly.
AUGGAGAGGAAACGGAAGGAGAUGGAGAAGGGCAAGUAUGAGCUGAGACUGGCCAUGGAGGAGCUCCGUAUGUGCAGUCCAGGAGAUGGGGAGGAGGAGCAGGUUCAGGUGCAGCAGGUGAAAGUGCAGGAGCAGCCCAAGUCAUCCACCAUGGACAUCCUCUCUGUCUGCAAGCAGCUCAUCCAUGUCCUUGAUGAGAUUGGACCGACUUUGCUAGUCCUGAGGCAGGACAUUCAGGAAAAUGUUCAGAGAUUACAAGAUCUGCAUGAAAGAGACUCUUCCAAAUAUGCGAGCUUGACGGUGAUAGUUACCGAGGAAAUGGAGCAAGGGACAGCAAAGAAGACCAAAAGCUGCACCAGAGCUAUCAUCUGGCUGUCUAGGUCGAUAAAUUUCUCAAAAUAUUUGCUGGAGAGGCUGCUGAAAACUCCUGAGUCGAGCCUUGAAGAGAUUGUGGAAGAAGCCUAUGCAAGUACUCUGAAGCCAUGGCAUGGCUGGAUCUCAUCAGCUGCUUACAAGAGCUGA